Crotalus tigris (Tiger rattlesnake) is the source of this 4195-nucleotide messenger RNA. RefSeq names its product phosphatase and actin regulator 4 (gene PHACTR4). NCBI's taxonomy places the organism in Eukaryota, Metazoa, Chordata, Lepidosauria, Squamata, Viperidae. The transcript has 13 exons. The record is from RefSeq and is a predicted model, not a curated record. Gene Ontology annotation, molecular function: actin binding. Gene Ontology annotation, biological process: neural crest cell migration; actin cytoskeleton organization. Bases 317 to 2440 code for a protein of 707 amino acids.
CCUUCCUGAGAUCCACCCCUAAGCAGAAUACGCACUGUGGAAUGACAGGCAUUCGUUCUUCUUUGGAGGGGGCUGGCAUGGGAGCGUAUUUAUGAGAAUUACACCGUGCCCAGGCGAGCGAUACAGGACAUACCGUGGCAGAGCUUGGACCUGCAAUCCUGGACUUUUUCUGACUUUGGGGUCUCGGGGUGGGUUGGGGGGAAGUGGUGAAGUUUCUCCACCCUGCGGAGUCUGUUAACUUUCAAAGGCUGAUGUCUGCUUCUCAAAUUGGCUUGCCUUGUUCCCUCUCUCUGAGCCUACCUUGAAGAAUAGAAGAAUGGGACAGACGCGCUACUCAAGACCGGUAUAUCCAGCUCCCUUGGCUGAGGAGGGGGAGCAGCCAACACAGGAUGCUGGAACGGUGGCUGAAGUUCUGGAAUCUGGCGACACGACCCCACCUUCCAAGAGAAAGAGCAAAUUUGCUGGUUUUGGCAAGAUCUUUAAACCUUGGAAGUGGCGGAAAAAGAAAACUAGUGGAAAAUUUAAGGAGACAUCAGAAGUUUUAGAACGAAAGAUUUCAAUGCGAAAACCAAGAGAGGAGCUCAUUAAAAGAGGGGUUCUUUUGGAAGAUGUUGAACAGGAUGGAGAAGAGCCAGAGAAGCCAAUUCAUGCUACUUUGAAAAAUGGACACACCAUUCCCAUUGACUAUUCUGGAAUUGUCAAUCUUGCACACUUGGAGGAAGAAACCGGAAAGAGAUUGAGCCUUAAGAAGUCCAGUCCCCCUGAAGAGCCAAAGAAAUUGCAGGGACCUUUCAGCAAUCACCCGAAUUUGGAAACGGAGACCCAUCCUGAGCCCCUUGCUCCCAAGCAGCCGCUGCUUCCUCCAAAACGACCGUUGUCGUCCUCCUCGCAGGAGACGAAUGAUCUGCAAACAAGGGAAUUUGGCCUUGGCAACAGCAGUGCAAGGACUGUGUCUUCUUCCACAACUGCAGCUGCCCCACGGACUGCUCCUACCCCUGCCCCCCGGACUCUGCCCUCUGCUCCCACAAGUGGCCAUGCUUUGGCCACUAAUACUAGCAAUGCCACCCCGACAAAGCAGCCCCCUGUGCCACCACCCAAGCCUGUUAAUAGGAAUAGCAACCCCUUAAUAGCUGAAUUAUCUCAGGUGAUUAACAGUGGCACACCUUUGUUGAAGCCUUCACCACCUCUGCCUCCCAAGAGAGGCCUCCCGCUGAAUGUACCUGCCUUGCUAGAAUCAGCUGUUGCUCCCAAAUCCCCUACUGAGAGGAUCAUGUCGUCCUAUCCUUCCUCACUACCUCCACACAUGAUCUCAACUCUCCCUCCAGCUGGUCCUUCGCCCUCUCUGCCUCCUCACAUUCCAUCAGAACCCCUCAACGCUCCACUGCCUAGCUCCCUCUAUGGAGCAGAGCCCCCCUUUUCUGCAGAACUUCGGAUGGGGAGUCAACAAGAAAGUCUAUCCAUGAUGGAUCCAGCCAGAAGAGUGGCUGAGCGGGGGUUUGGAGAACCUCAAGGACUUCCUCGGUUGUCCCAGCUCCCACUGCACAUCCGCAUCCAGCAGGCCUUGACUAGCCCUCUGCCAGCAACCCCACCUGCCGAAGGCUCACACAGGGCUCAUUCUCUGCUCUUCGAGAGCGAAGGCUCCAGCGAGGAUAAUGGAACAGUAGGCAGGACAAGGUCUCUACCUGUGACUAUCGAGCUGCUGAAAGUUCCAGAUGAUGAAGAAGAAGAGGAGGAGGAAGAUGGCUCAGGAGAUGCAUGUCCUUCCAAUCACCAUGUUUACAUUGGAGAAGCCCCAAUGGUUGCGGUUAUUCCUAGGCUGAUCCUGCAGACAGUGCAGGAUGAAGACGAGGGACCAAGUGAUUCGGAUUCAGAGGGACCCAUUUUGUACAGGGAGGAAGAGGAGGAGGAGGAAGAUGAAGACGAAAGCCACAAUACGGCCCUGGCCAAUAAAGUCAAGAGGAAAGACACCUUGGCUAUAAAACUGGGAAACCUGGCUCCCCGGCAGGAAUUGCCAAGGGAGAGCACUUUCCCUCGGAAGAGCAAGGAAGAGUGGAAUGAAAUCCGACAGCAGAUUGGGACAACGCUAAUCAGGCGAUUAAGCCAGAGACCAACAGCAGAAGAAUUGGAGCAAAGGAAUAUACUUCAGCCAAAAAAUGAGGCUGAUCGGCAGGCUGAGAAGAGGGAAAUAAAAAGGAGGCUCACUCGAAAGCUUAGCCAAAGGCCUACUGUGGCUGAACUACAGGCCAGAAAGAUCCUGAGGUUUCAUGAAUAUGUGGAGGUAACCGAUGCCCAUGACUAUGACAGGAGAGCAGACAAGCCAUGGACAAAACUCACUCCUGCUGACAAGGCUGCCAUCCGGAAGGAGCUGAAUGAAUUCAAGAGCUCGGAGAUGGAAGUGCAUGAAGAGAGCAAGCAGUUCACUCGAUAUCAUCGGCCUUGAGGAUUUAAAAAAAGAAAUUAAAAAAAAGAAAAACAGCAAGAAGCACGAUCAAUCACUGGAGGAGAAGCGAACUAGCCAUGUUUAUCAUUUCCUUUCUCAGAAGUUGAAGAGGAAUCUUGAGGCUUGUUUGAGAUUAGCCUCGUUCAUAUAACUAGAAGAAAAGUUUCUCUUCACCAAGAAAUGGGCCAGGGAUGGGAACGCCCUUGUCCCAAAGUUAGCAUUUCAUUGAAAGGAAAUUUGUCACAAGUGCCACGAGAUCACACAGCGGGGCAAGUCACAAUCGAAAGCAUUAUACCUCAGAUAUAUGGCAAUACAAACAGAUGAUGCCCCUUGGUUCCUUGUCUUCUGCCUAAUUCUGAACAGUUUAAUAUCCCUGACUCAAAGGAAAGCGAGACUGUCGGAGCAGACGUGAGAAGCGUGCACAUACUUACAUUAUGCUGUACCCAGAAGAAACUUUUAACUGACACAUUACUGGAGAUUUGGGAAAGGUGCUUAGGGGCUUUUUUUUUUUUUGAGUUACUAAUUUGCAGAAUCACUACUGACCAAUCAUAUGUUGUCUAGCAGAAGAAUGGUUGAGCUCUAACAUGGUAUAUGCUGCAUCUUGGGGGGGGGGGAACAUUUUUUUAAAAAAAAAUGGAGGGCAAGAAGCUCCCUUCGUCACUCAAAUUUGUUAUAAAGCUAAGAGACCGAAUUUUCUGUGGGGAAGGGAUGCACCUUUAGGCCUGUUUAACAGGAACUGCAAAGCCUGAAAUGAGUUGCCUUUAAGAAGCAGAUUAUGUGGAAUAUACUGUAUUUUUGAAAAUCGCGGCUUCUUUUUUUUUUAAAGCAACUUCCUGAAAUUAAUAUGGAACUUGCCUUUUCUUAGAUUUGUAGCAAAACGUACUGAAACGUAAUGUUCUACAAAGGGCUUAAACCCAACUUUUAAGGAAAGAAAAGAUGGCAUAGCAUUAAUAGAUUUUUAUGGAAUGGUUCUGAGUGGUAUCGCCACAUCUGAGAUGCAUGUCCUAUGACGCUGGAGUGAGGAGAUGGGGGGGGGGAAUCCAAAGGGGGAAUUGGGACAUGUAUUAGAUGUUGGUUCUGUGUUUGAGGAUUGGUUUGGUGGCACAUCUCUUCACACAUCUGUAAAAGGUCACACAACAUAGAAGCUUAUAGAUGCAUGUAAGCUGGAAGCUGAUACUGCUGUGCUUCCUCAAGCUGGAAGAAGACCUUUUUUUUUUUUUUUGCUGCUACUUUUGCAACUACACACCUUUCUUCGAGGAUGACCCAGACACAAGAGGAAGGAUUCAGAUAUCUUAAAAACAUUGUGCAGUCAGUUGGGUCCAGUCUUCUUGAAUAAACCCCUUUUUAGUUCUGACUGAUUUCGGUGGCGAUUAAGGGCAGUAGGUAGCUUAGCCUGGAUCCAGGCUCUUCUUAUCUUCUUUCUCUCUAAGAAAUGGUCCUCCUGUGGGUGAGUCUGGGGGAAUGCAAGGCAUGGCAAGCUUGCCUUCACACCCCCUACGCUCAUUCCAGCCGAUGCCAGUUGCCUUCCUGGUGUUCCUGUGAAGGGAGGAAAAUGGGGCCUUGUCUUUGUCAGGAGCAGUUUUUCCUUACAAUGUAAGGAGAAAAGAUUUUGAUGUGGAUUGUGGGAUAAGUGCCAGUGUACUCUUGUUCUGAGCAAUUUUUUUCAUGAUGUAUAAAAUCUCUAUUAAGGAAAUCAUUGUGUUGUCUUCCUAUCAACAAGAUUGUAUGAAAUAAAUUUUUUUUUUAGGAAAAAAA